CCGCAGCGGCCGCCUGCUGCUCUUUGUGGCAGUCGCAGUCCUUUUGUGGGAGUCAGGUCUGUCCACUUGCCGGUCCCUCAGACUGUCGGCGGUCUCUGUCCGCUUCGGGACCUGUCCGCUGGUCGCUCCGCGUCCGAUGGCUCCGGGCCGCGGAACCUUAGGCCUGGCCCUGGUCUCCGAGCGCGAGUUCGCCGGGAGGAGCGUGUGGCGGGGGUGUGCCGGGGCGUGAGUGCGCCGGGCAUGGGGCUGAGCCUGGUGUGGGGAGUGGGUAUCUGCGGAGCCGGCCUGAACCCCACCUCAGCCGGGCGCGGGGAGGGGGCUCCGUGCGUGUGAUCGUGCAGCUGUGAGCGCGUGGCCGCCCCGCGGGGCUCCGCUGCAGGCCCCUCAGCCCCAGGAGCAGGACUCGCUCUUCAGGGCCUGCCCUGGAUCCUGGAGGCUACACAGCUGCCCGCUCCUCCCGGGGAGGCUGCCGUGGAGGCCAUGGAGAUCCCUGCCCCGGAGCCCGAGAAGACAGCUCUUUCCUCUCAGGAUCCUGCUCUUUCCCUGAAAGAGAAUCUCGAGGAUAUAUCGGGUUGGGGUCUUCUCGAAGCCAGGUCCAAGGAAUCGGUGAGUUUCAAGGAUGUGGCUGUGGACUUCACCCAGGAGGAGUGGGGUCAACUAGACUCCCCUCAGAGGGCCUUGUACUGGGAUGUGAUGUUGGAGAACUACCAGAACCUUCUUGCCCUAGGACCUCCACUGCACAAGCCAGAUGUGAUCUCUCAUCUGGAACGAGGCGAGGAGCCAUGGAGCAUGCAGAGGGAAGUCCCCAGAGGGCCCUGUCCAGACUUCUCUUCUGAGUUGGUUGAUAAAUAAGUGAUAAAUUCGGCUUAAUUUAUUGGACAGUGACUGCUGAGCAUGUUAGGUGUCUAGAAAGCUCAAGAAACACCUUUCUGUGGGAAAGGCAGCCGAUAAGCUGUGGAGCACAGAACAUGGGGGUCGGGGAAGGCAGCCCCUCCUCCAUCCUCCUCCGCUGCCACACACCACCCAGCCCCAACCUGCAACAGUGGCUGCAGCCCCAGCUUUCUGGUCUUUAUUUCUCACCCCAGCCUCUGAUGCUUGCUUUGUCCUCUUUAACAAAAUUACAGGUUUCAAAAAAUUCAUAUUUUUGUUUGAUUCAUAUAUGAAUAUACUGAAAAUGAGGCUGAAAGGUUACUGAAAUCCUGCAUAAUCUUUCCACCCAGAGAUAACGGUUCUCUAAUAACUGACCACGUCACUGAUUCCUCUGGGCCCUUCCUCUGUGUGCGGAUAGACUUUUCUAAAGCUACAUGUGGCCAGUCGUGAUGGCUCACACCUGUAAUCCCAACACUUUGGGAGGCCGAGGCAGGCAGAUCACCUGAGGUCAGGAGUUCGAGACCAGCCUGACCAACAUAGAGAAACCCUGUCUCUACUAAAAUCACAAAAUUAGCUGGGCAUGGUGGUGCACGCCUGUAAUCCCAGCUACUCGGGAGGCUGAGGCAGGAGAAUCGCUUGAACCCAGGAGGCAGAGGUUGCGGUGAGCUGAGAUCGUGCCAUUGCACUCCAGUCUGGGUAACAAGAGUGAAAUUCCAUCUCAAAAAAAAAAAAAAAAAAUUAGCUGGGCGUGGUGGUGAGCACCUGUAAUCCCAGCUACUCUGGAGGCUUAGGCAGGAGAAUUGCUUGAACCCGGGAGGCAGAGGUUGCAGUGAGCCAUGAUCGCACCAUUGCACUCCAGCCUGUGUGACAGAGCUAAACUCCACCUCAAACAACUAAAUAAAUAAAGCCUUAUGCACCCUCGGAAGCACAGCACUCAUGCCGGAGUCUGGCUACCACACUGGCCAUGGCAUAGUGAGCAUCCUCACGUGAUGUUUACUGAUUGCACAGUAUCCCUUAGAUGAAUGUGCCCUGCUGUGUUGUUGGCCCUAUUGCUGCCAAAACAACUUUUUUCUGGCCUGGGCCUCUUCUCUCUGCUCUGUGCACCUUCCCUAGACUCUUACCUCUCACUUGGUGUGGAUGUGGUCUACACUAUAGCAACACCAGCUGAGCUGCAGCCCUGUGUCACUGACCAUCUCGUGGGCCUCUGCUUGCAUGUCUAAAACCAGACUUGGAACUGGCCCUUCCUCCUCCCGUCCCUGUCUUUGUAAAAGCUUCCACCAUCCACCCAGGCUUGGGUGUUUGCUGAGGUCUCAUCCUCUCCCCCAUUUCCUCUCUUGCCACCUUCAGUCAACAGCUAGGGCCAUCAGUUUUAGCACCUAAAUGGCUCUCAGAUCUGCUGCUUCCUGUUCAUUU
This is a messenger RNA of Gorilla gorilla gorilla (western lowland gorilla), 2283 nucleotides long. Its product is annotated as zinc finger protein 74-like. The transcript is spliced from 5 exons. NCBI's taxonomy places the organism in Eukaryota, Metazoa, Chordata, Mammalia, Primates, Hominidae. The record is from RefSeq and is a predicted model, not a curated record. The coding region runs from base 481 to 852 and encodes 123 amino acids. Gene Ontology annotation, biological process: regulation of DNA-templated transcription.